This is a messenger RNA of Rana temporaria (common frog), 8331 nucleotides long. Its product is annotated as interferon-induced very large GTPase 1-like. The transcript has 4 exons. NCBI's taxonomy places the organism in Eukaryota, Metazoa, Chordata, Amphibia, Anura, Ranidae. Bases 383 to 7729 code for a protein of 2448 amino acids. The record is from RefSeq and is a predicted model, not a curated record. Gene Ontology annotation, molecular function: GTP binding.
UUACCUUUGAUAUAUUUGCAGGUGGUGACUGUUCGGAUUUUUCAAUCAGGAAAUUAAAAUUCUGUUUUAAAAACAGCUUAGGAAUCAAGAGAGCAGAUAUAUUCAGCAACUUCAGAAUAAACAAAAUCAUUAAGAUUUGCCAAUGAACAUGGUGGAUAAUGACAAUGUAGGAAUAUGAAGGAAAGUGGAGAACCUAACAGCAGUGACUUGAUAGGAAGAUCAACGUGCUUUCCAUAGAGACUGGCCCUGUGUGAUAAGCAUCCCUCUUGACUUCUUACUCUUCACUGGCAGCAGGUUUUAAAUCUGUGGUCUGGUGCAACAGUCUGAAUCUUCACUCAAGCUAUCAUCUCUUAUCUCAUCUAUUACAAGCCUAUAGGAUAGCAUGGAUGACCACCACCGGAAACGGUCACAGGAUGUCUUGGAGAAAGAAGCAGACUCCCCACCACAGAGAAAGAGGAAGCUCCCAGCACUUGAUCAAAAACACCUUCUUGGAGAAGAAUCAGUAGCUUCUUCAGGGCUUGAGAUGUCAAGCCAUAAACCCAACAACUAUUCUACCAAUACUGAUCUUACCAAUAAACUGGAGGAGAUGGGUUUGGAUCCUAAGUACUGGCUUCCCAUCUUAGAAGAAUGUUUGGGUAUACGAAAUAUUCAAUCAUUAAACUUUAUUGAGCUCGAAGAUUGCUCUGUGUUAGAGGAAAAAAUUCGCUAUCCCUGGGAAAAGAGGGCAUUGCAUAAAAUGUUUAAUAACAGCAGUGCAAACAUUUCUGAAUUUCAAGAAAAGAGAAACCAAUUCAUAAAGGAGAAAAAUAAAGAAGCACAUAAUUUAAUAGAAGCGUUAAAAAAAAUGACAUCUGAAGGGAAAAGUCGACAUGAUGACAUUGUUAAAGAGCGUGAAAAAGAAAUGUGGAAGAUUCUGGAAGUUUCUCCUGAAUACUCAGCACUGCCUGAGAUGUCAUUGUUGGAUCUCAUAAAUUACUUUGAAAAACAGAUUUGCUUUAGAGAAAUGUCAUUUUCAAAAACCGAAAACUUAACUGAUAAAGAGGUCAUUCAACAUUCAUCUGGAGGCCUAGCACUAGAGGGAAUUUUCCAAACCAAAAACGCAGAGGAUCUGUUUAAGAAACGUGAACCACUUUUGUGUAUCCCAGAAGGCUUCAAACUUGUUGGACCAGAACAAAGUCCUGUUUUUGAACAAAAAGAAUUUACCUCUCAGAAAGCGGAAUCGCAUUUUCAUAGCACAGUUGAGAAAAUCGGGUUAAGUUUAAGUAGUUCAAUUACUGCAGGUUUCAUGGGAUUUAGUAUAAAAAGUAGUUCUAACUAUAACAAUUCUGUAGAGUCUAAGCACACAAGCCAGCAGUCAGUUCAACACGGCUACGUUUGCACCACCAGAUAUAAUUACAUUCCUUUAGCAUCCUGUUACUUUAAAAUGGAUCAGCUGAGACUUUCUCCCUCUGCUCUAAAUGCAUUACAGAAGAUAGAAAAUGUAUUAAGAAUUGAUUCAAAUGCACCAGAUUUGUCAACAAAAUGUUCAGAGUUUUUCCAGAGGUUUGGCUCACAUGUAAAUCUUGGACCAAUACACUUUGGUGGGAUACUCUGGUGGAAGGCAUCCAUGGAAGGAGUAGACAGUAGCAACAUGGAAGAAGCAAAAAAAAUGACAUCUGAAGCCCUGAAUAUGUAUGUGGGCGCUAGUUAUGCUGGAUUUGGAGGGGAUAUCGAUGGGUCAAAAACAAAUACACAGGGAUCUGUGCACAAUUCAAAAACAUCCAGCCUUCAGAAAGAUGUUCAAUUGUUUGUUACUAAAACUGGAGGCCCUUUAGAGGCUGAUUCUCUCCCACAGUGGAAAUCUGGUUUAAUAACCAGUAACAAAACAUGGAGUGUCAUAGAUCGUGGAUUUCAGCUGAUACCAGUAUGGAAGAUUAUUGUGGACAAUCACAGGGAGGAGUUUACAGAUAAUUUAAAACUUGCUUUUUGUUUGACUGACCAUUACAGGUCACAGACCGGUCUCACCACAGAAAUGAUGGUUGGAGAAAAUUUACCAAAUGCUUUAGAAAAAGCAAAUUCAUUCCUGCAGGGUGUGGAGUUCUGGGAUGUAAGCAAUGCAGAAAAACACUUACAGGAGUUAAAGGACUUUAAAGUGGAACUCUGUAAAACAACAGGAAGUUACAGUGCUUGGAAAACUAUUUGUCUGUCAGAUAAAAACCUGCAAGCAUUUUUAGUCAGUAUUGUUGACAAAUACAAAGACGAUUCUACAGAAGACACAAAUCGUAUAAAAACUUUAAUGAAAUCUUUAGUGGAUCCUCACAUUUAUUCCAUUGAAAGUUUUCCCAAUACAUCAGGUAUUAUGAGAUGGAUACAUGACUCUGACAAGGAUAAACCUGACAUAAUUACUGUAUCUGAUUUUGAAGAGCUUCUUAAUAUUUUAGAGAUAUCUAUUAAUGAAGUUCUGCAAGUUACUGCCAAAAUAAACUCGUCCAGUGAUGAUCAACGUCAAGCAAAGAUUAAAGUUACAGAGAAAAUUAGUCUUUCACUAUAUUCCUUUCUAAGCUCCCUAAGGAAAACAAAUCAAAUAGACACAGAAUUACUGCUGCUCUGCAUUGCCAACAACUCUGGGUACUGUAUUCAAAACUACAACUUUAAAAAUCUUUUAGGAUACAGAGAAAUAGAAUUUCUAAAACGUCAGAUGCAAGAAACUUAUAAGGAGUACACAAGCAUCAGAAGUCAGUGCACUGAUCAAGCUCAAGCUUUUGUCCUGUACACAGGCCUGACAUCUGUAGGGGAAUACCAAGAAAUGUCUCUAGAUAAGAAAACAGAACGUCUACAUUUUAUGAAGAAACACAUGGCAGGACAUAUUUCUCCUGAUGUCAAUAAAAUAAUACAACAAUAUUCAGAACAUGAAUUGCACAAAAUAGAAAAAGAGCUUAGAACAUUUAGCUAUGGGGAAUCAACAGACAUGGACCUGGAAAAAAAGAUUGCCACUGAGCUGAAUAAUAUAUGCAAGGAAGAAACAACAUCUACUAAAAAUGACAUAACAACUGAUUACAGCAGUGUGGACAAGAACUUUUUACUAUUGCUGAAGAGACUGGACCUUGAGAUGUAUUACCCACAAAAAAUGAAGAAUGCUGAUUUUCAUAAGAUUUGUCAGCCUUCUUUGGUUGAAGAACAGAUUUCUAAAGAAAAACAACUUCCUCUCCAUUUUCUGCAGAAAUUACUUAUGUUGGACUAUCGUGCAAGAUAUGUGCAGUGUGAAUGCAAUAGUGAACCCCUCCAUGCAGAGGUCAGGAGCAUUCAAGAAGAAGAAGAAAACAUGGACACAACUGAUCUUGAUUUAGAACAAUUUCUAGUUGAUGAAGAUGAAGAUUUGGAGCAGCAAAAUUCAAACUGUGAACAACCUAUUCACCCAAUGGAUGUGCAAAUGUCAAUAUUCCAUUGUGCUAAUGAUUUCAUGAGACAGUAUCUUUACACAAAACUUUCAUUUUGUCAGUUUGCUCUUCCACUUUUGGUAACUCUUCCUAAUACAAGUUCUAUAGAGUUCCCACUUUGGGCUUUUCAGGAAGUUAAAAAGAAGUGGAAAAAUAAAAGUGACAAAUCUUUUGACAAGUUCAUUAAGAAAACCGAGGCUCCCAUCAUAUCCUUCAUUCGUCUUGGUCCAUCUUCUACCUCUAAAUCACAGUUAAUGAACUGGCUGAUUAGUAAACAGAGGCAUGAUAUCUUCUAUCAUAGACAUUGCAAAGGAAGCACACAAAAUUAUUUUCUAAUGAAUGGAGUGGCAGAGAUUGCCUGGUAUUGUCCAGGUGCAAAAGAGGAUGACACAUUUGAUGACUGCAUUGCAUUUACCAAUCUACAUGGUGAUGCCACAGAACAUGACCAGCAAGUGAAAUUCUUAGAAGAAAUUUCCUCAGUUAUUGUCAUUCUAUUCAGUGAAUUGGAUGAAAAAGGGAAAGAUCUGUUACAGUGCCUGUUAAAAUCCUCAAAAUCACUAAUUUGCCUGUGUGCAAACAAAGAGAAGAGUCCUCCAGCUAAGGGAACCAAAGUAAAAAUAGGUAUAAAAAACCGAAAUGAAGCAGAAUUGUUACAACAGAUAUCAAAAACGAUACAAUCUUUGUUGGCUAGUUCAAAUGAGAGAUAUUCACUUGACACAUGUGCCAGUAUUGCCAGGAAACAUGGAUUUGUAGUGGAUGAAGACAAAGAAUUGUGCAAACAGGGAAGGGAACAAGCAAAGGUUUUACUGUCAUUGUUAAAGAAAAAUUUAUCAGCUAUGAAAGAGGCAUUUUUGCCUCUACAAGGAGAUCUCUGGAAAAAAUGGUGCAAGAAAGACAAAGAAUUGACUAGACUGAAGCAAACAAGUAACAUGAGUAUUGAGCAACAGCGGAGCAACAUUGAGUAUGAAAAGCAGGCAAUAAGGAAUACACAACUUCAAAGGGCAGUUCCCCUCAAUGACUUCAUGAAAUCUUUCCUACAGAUUCUUUUUUCAGAUAGCCAAGACUCAAAAAUAUACUUUCUGCGAUGGUUUAGCAUGUAUUUAGAUGACCUGUCUUCAAAAACUCUUUCAGUACUCUACCAGGAAUACCACAAUAAAUGGUCAAAAAUAAAAGAGCAAAGGGAACUAAAAGAUAAAAAUAAACAGAAUAUAGAAACAAUGGAGAGAGGAUUAGAGGAAUUAUCAGUUAAAAUUGAAGUCUCAACUUUUGGCCUUGAACACAUUCUAAGAGAAAUUGGACAAAUAUAUGAAGCGUUAGAACAAUUUCCAGAAAAGGAUGAAAGUUUUUUCAAAUUGCCAAAAGUGGCUGCCAAUCUCAUGGUCUCAGGAUAUCCACUUGAGCUGAUGGAUGGUGAUGCUGCACAUGUACCAUUGAGGUGGAUUGGAGCCAUUCUGGAUGAGCUGAUUAAAAUAUUAGGAGACAAAAAGCUGUAUGUCCUCUCUGUAUUAGGUAUACAGAGUACUGGAAAAUCUACUUUGCUUAAUGCUAUGUUUGGUCUUCAGUUUGCAGUGAGCGCCGGCAGAUGUACUAGAGGAGCAUUUAUGCAGCUUUUAGAGGUUGACAAAGAACUCAGACAGGAAAUGAACUUUGACUAUGUGCUUGUGGUAGAUACAGAAGGACUAAAGGCUGUUGAACUCUCCAAAAAUACUACACUUAAUCAUGACAAUGAACUCGCUACUUUUGUAAUUGGCCUGGGUAACCUUACCUUGAUCAAUAUCUUUGGGGAAAAUCCUUCUGAAAUGCAAGACAUCCUACAGAUUGCCGUUCAAGCAUUUUUAAGGAUGAAGAAAGUCAAUCUAAAACCCAAUUGUGUAUUUGUUCAUCAAAAUGUUGGAGAAAUAACAGCCAAAGAGAAAAACAUGGAGGGAAGGAGACAGCUUCAGGAAAAACUGGAUAAAAUGACAUUGUGUGCUGCACAGCAAGAGCAGUGUGAUGUCACAUGUUUCAAUGAAGUCAUUAAAUUUGAUGUAAACACUAAUAUCCAUUACUUUGCUCACCUCUGGGAAGGUGACCCUCCUAUGGCUCCCCUAAAUCCAAGUUACAGCCAGAACGUUCAAAUGCUAAGACGGGUCAUACUUGAAUCAGGAAAACGGGAAGGGCAACACAAUAUUUUAAAUAUCUCUACAUUCAAAACUCGAAUAAAUGAUUUGUGGAAUGCAUUGCUUAAUGAGCAUUUUGUAUUCAGCUUCAAAAAUUCACUUGAAAUUGCUGCAUACAAAAAACUGGAAGAAAAAUACAGUCAGUGGACAUGGAAAUUAAGGCAACACAUGUUGACCCUUCAAAUUAAAAUCCGCAACCAGAUUUACAAGGAUGAAAUAAAGCAGGUUGAUAAGAUGUCUCUAAAUAAGCAGUUUGAAGAAAUAUACGGCACAGUCCUAGGAGAGCUUAAGGCAUUUUUUGAUGGUGAAAAAGACAAAGAGAUACUAGUUCAAUGGAGAGCGAACGUUGAAAAAAAACUGGAUGCAGUCAGAAAUGAAUUAAUAGAAGAAAUGCAUAAAAAAUCUAAAGAGCUCAUUAGAUCAAAGAAGAAUAGUAAAACUAUAAACCAACUGAGUAAGAAAUAUGAAGAUAAAAUGUUAACUGAAAGCAAGAAAUUGGCCUUGUUUUUGCAGGGAAAAAAUGUCACUGAAGAGGAAUUGGGAGAAAAAUUCAACAAAAUGUGGAUUUCUCUGAUCACUAAAGUAGCUGAGGAAACAUAUACUCCCGAACCGCCACAAAUCAACUGUGAUUUGCAAAAUGUGUUACUUGAACACUUCAAAACUGAACCCAAUAUAGCCGAUACAAUUAAAGAUUCUUGUCAUUGGAAGAACUUACUACAAGAAUUCUCUAAAUAUAUAUCAAGCAAGCGAAAAUUGCAUGUAUUGUGGAAGGAAAAGCUUUCAGAUGAUGAACAAAAUACAAUACAACGUUCAAUAACAAUUCUAAACAAGAGAAUGGAUAAAUACAUGGACGAAAAGCAACAGAAAAAAAUAGAUUAUCAGAACAUUUACUUCCAUGAACUUCUGAAAAUAAUAACAUCUGAAAUAAGCAUCACAUUAGAUACGUUUAAAUUCAGGAAGGAGUUUACAUUGUACGCAUCUCUGUUCUUGUGUCAGGAAGCAGCUCGCAGAUUUCACAAGAUUUCUAAAGCUUUUAGAGAAGCCAAUGACCCCCUUGUCUACCUAGGAAGUAAGAGAAAUGAAUUUUGGGAAAGUUUUAAAAUCUCCUGUGAAGGAAAAAAACAAAUCACAACAUUGGCAGAUUUCCUGUGUAACAAGUUAGAAAAGGCCAUCCAGCAAGGUGUCUAUGAGAAAUCUGCAAUACACCUAGCUGGGGAGGUAAACAAUAAUAAUCAAGCCUUGAAUGGAAACAGAUCAAAACUAGAGUUCUGUCUGCUCAGGUCACUGGCAGAGGAGGAAAAUUUUCAGCAGUAUAUAGACUACAUUAAUGAUCCAGAAUCUGCAUUUACUGACUUUAUUCAAAAGUGUGUUGAACAAUAUUGUAAAGACAAGAGGAACAUAUCAGAAAUUCUAAACACUAAACUGGAUGAAUUUGAGAAUGUUAUAUUAAAGGCCAUCAACAAAUCAACUACAAUAGUCCAUGACACACAGGGGGGUAUCAGUGAAUGGCUGGAUACUUUCUGCUCUCAGCUUGGAAGUGACGUGAAGCUGUCAAGUGAUGAUCUCAAGAGUGUGAAAUAUCAGAAUAUAACUGAUAUUGAUUUUUUGAAGGAAGCAAUGACACAGGCUCUGAAAACUGUGUUGAAAAAGCUCAAAGAAUUAUUUUCUAAAUGCAAUCUUACCCAUCUUAUACAAAUGAUUCAUGAAAAUAUAUCUGAACAGUUUUCUAGGUGCUGGGCAAAGUGUCCAUUUUGUGGGGCUGUAUGUACAAAUACUAUUCCCGGGCAUGAUGGAGACCACAGUGUUCAAUACCAUCGUCCUGCUGCUCUAAAAACAUGGAAAUAUAGAAACACAAAUCAAUUUUGUCUUAAUAUCUGCUCCAGUGUUGUGUCCAGUGAUAUAGAAUUUCAUCCUGGUAGUGAUGACAGAAGUUUUCCCUACAAAACAUACAGAGAUGCUGGACAUCCUUACAAUACCUGGUCUAUUACUCCAGACAACUCAUCAUUGUCUUACUGGAAAUGGGUGACUUGUUUCUUCCAACGUGACUUUGAAAACCAUUACAACCUAAAAUUCACAGGUCUGGGGACAAUUCCAUCUCAGUGGGCUAAUAUAACAAAAAAGGAAGCAAUUGAGGAGCUUGAAAAAAAUAUGUAGAUUUCUAAAAUUAAAUUUAUCCUGACACAUUGGAUGGACAUUUGAGGACCUAAAGACACACUUUAUAUUUAACCCCUUGGAAAGUUUAAAAGGCAAACUUGAUGGAAGAUUUAUUCUUGGAUAGAUUGUACAUAUGCAGAAUGUUGAAUAUGAUCAUGAUCGAUGUGCUGAAGGUGACUGAAGACCUGUGAAAAGCAUCAUAACUAUUGGUGUACAGAAUGACACCUACAGAAGAUGUUUCCGGCUCACUACCGAUCACAUACAACUCUGUACAGUGAAAAAAGACAGAAAAAAAGAUGAUUUGCCACCAAAAACAAGUCUGCAGAUUUAAAUCUGGAAAUCAUCUUAAUAAUUAAGAACAUUUUGAUUAAGCUGUAGUUUAGGUAUGGGUAUGUUUUUCAUAGUUACAUUAGUCCAGUGUAAGUAUGUAUGUGCCAUAGCUGGCUGAUCCCUGAAGAAGCUGGAAAUCUUUCUAGUAAUCACCACUAAUACAGUGAUUGCUGCUAGCUUCUGAGCCUGCUGCUUAGUGAACACAGGAGGUCACUCACUCGACACAGGCUCACUCAGAGAACACUUUGCAUUUUCUCAAUUAAUGCAAAGUG